UAAAACAUUUGAAAAUAGUCCGUAAAGCUAAAGGAGACACUAAUGAGAAACUUUUUAAAUCCCCCGCCUUUAGAACGCUAUCCGCAGAUUCGACACAGUUUACGCAGCCGGGAAGCUUUUCCCGCCAAGACGCGAAAGGGUCUGCUCUUUGCUGCUGGAGAGAAGGAGGGUCCGGGCCGGGAAACUGACGCUGUCAAAUACCAGGCCUCUUUGAUGUCGGUGUGGCUGAUGGGACUAGUAGCCGUUUCGUGUUUGGAACACUUGCGAAGCCAGCUGGACAGGUGUCCACUCGAAAGAGAACUGGCCUUUGCUUCCUCAGUUUUCCAAAGCUCCUAGGAUUAACCUGUUGAACCUGGCGCUUAACUUGCGAAGUCUUGCUGAUUCUUUUGAAUCAAUACCUGGAAAAGGCCUGACUGCCUGAAUGAGAUAGAGCCACAGUGGGCCACCUCGCAGAUGCUACCCCUGGGAUAGGUUCCCGUGAUUCUAUGGUGGUGUAAAUGGAACGGCAGUGUUUUCAUUCCCAGCGCUGUAGAUAUCCACGGAGUUAGCGGAUACCUUGUUGCCUUGGUUUAUUUAUCCGCAAAACAAUUCCAUUGAAAAACUUGGCAACAAGAAAUGGACUCUAUGUAUUAAAGGUUAGUGCUUCUUUAAUGAUAAAAAUCAUUUUGCCAUGUUGGAAGACGCAACUUUGGAAGAAGAGAUCUGGGAAUACAAAUCUAAAAGAAAACCAAAACCAGUACAUCCAAGUGGUUGCUCUGAAAAUAUUCCAAAAUCCAGUGAACAAGCAGCAGAUGGCAGAAACCAGCCCAAACCAAACAGAAACAAAAAAAGAACCAAAGGAGCUAAAGCAAAGGUGAAAGACCAUGAAAGGCACCUUGGAGAGACAGACUGUCAGACUUGCAUAGCAGCCAGCCAGGGUUCAGACUGUGGAGAUGGGAUUCCGCAGUCCCAAGACACACAGGGCACACCACGAAAGCGCUGUAGGACUCGCCCAAACAAGCAAGUGUCCCCAAAGACACGGCCGGUUUACAGUGGACACUGUCCAAAUUGCCAGAUGCCUUUUUCUUCACUGCUGGGCCAAACCCCCCGGUGGCAUGUUUUUGAAUGUUUGGAUUCUCCUUCCGUUUCUGAAACAGAGUGUCCUGAUGGUCUUCUGUGUACCUCAACCAUUCCUUCCCAUUACAAGAGAUACACUCACCUCCUGCUUGCCCAGAGUAGGGCUGGUAAUAGUCCACCCAGCAGCCCAGCGUGUGAGUCAGGUGGUAGCUUCAGUGAGACUAAUUCAGGCUUGCUUUGUUCUCUUGAGGAAAAACGCUCUCUGUAUCAGAAACAAACUGGGAACUUAAAAAAUGUUCCAAAUGACCCCUUGUUAAUGACAGAAUGUCUAAAAAAAUCUCAUUCUCCUACUGAAACUGAUAAAAAGAUCUCUUCUACAAAUUCUCAAAUGUCCCAACAAGUGCUGCAAUUUACAGAUGCAGUUAAGAAAGACGAAUUGGUAGGAGCUGCUUUGCCUCUUGCCGAUGAGAUGUUGAGCAGCCAAAGCAACUCAAAACAUAUAAACUUGUCAUUGCCAGAAAAUGACGUUAGCAACUGUGAAAUCUCCUAUUCUCCACUUCAGAGUGAGGAAGACACUUCUGAUACGGAUGAAAAGCUGGAUGAUUCACAGCAGGAUCUGUUUUGCACUGAGAGCUCUAAAGAUGGCAGCCUAGAGGACGAUGGCAACUCUACUCCAUUUGAAAAACUCCAUGGGUCCUCACUGCAGGACCAAGAGGACAGCGUCCACGAAGCAAAUAGCUUCUUAACCCAGGACAAGUACAAUGAAGAAUUGUACAGGUCCAGUGCUCUAAAUAAUUUGUCUCAGCUUAUCCCCCAAAAUAAUGAGAGUAUUAUUUCAUAUGAUGAGUCGGCAAGUAAUGAUCCUUAUUCUCUGCUGUUUCCACCUGCAUUAACAGAGGCGUUUGCUGCCUCUAAUUAUCAGGCCCCUAAAACAAAACUCGAUAAGCCAGAAUUUCACUCAUCUCAAAGGGAUAAACAGAAAGAGCGGAUUGAGGAGUCAGCUGUUCACAAUCAAGCUUCCCUUCCAGCACUUACGAGCGAAGUCACUUUGCAUCCAAGUCGAAGUCAAAGGAGAGCGUUAUCGGGUGAGAACCUCAGUGCUAAGAACAAUGCGAAUUCAGCAUGUUCCUGCAGGAAGACGUUAGACAAUAUGCCAGGUGGUGGUAAAGUCACAGUUUUAAAUAGAGAAAGAAUUCCUAGCACACCUCCUGCCACCGAGUCUUUGAAAAUAUUGCCCUCUGGUCCUAAGUGUGAUUCAAGACAGCUUUCUACUAAGGUAAUGAAGCAAACGGAUAUAGGUGUGUAUUUUGGACUACCACCCAAAAGAAAAGAAGAGAAAUCGCCGAAAAGUGCGUUAGAAGGGGUGGACUUAAAUCAAGCUCAAAGUCCUAAUGCAAAGAGGUCCCGGCAGUGCAAGAGGAAAGCAGAAAAAUCUUUAAGUGAUUUAGAAUUUGAUGCAAAGAAUGUAAAUGAGAGUCAGCUCUCUGUGGAGAUUCCUAUUGAGAGGUCACAGCGUCAGAGAAAGCGACAUAAGAAGUCAAAUUCGCUACAGGAAGAAGAAGUACAUCAGAAGAGGUCAGAUCACCUUGCUAGUAAUCCACUAUCCAGAACAGUCGAUUUAAGUGAAGACCAAGUCUUCGUAAGAUCUGCUUAUGGUGGGCUACAAAGAAGAAACUCAAAAAUCUCAGAGUCAUCUGAUGCAAGAGAAUUAAGAAAAAGGACUUGCCCAUUCUAUAAGAAAAUACCUGGAACUGGCUUCACGGUGGAUGCCUUUCAGUAUGGCAUGAUUGAAGGCUGCUCCGCCUAUUUUCUCACACAUUUUCAUUCUGAUCAUUAUGCGGGGUUGUCUAAAAACUCCACAUUUCCAGUUUAUUGCACUGAGAUAACUGGCAAUUUGUUGAAAAACAAGCUUCAUGUGCAAGAACAAUAUAUCCAUACGUUGCCAAUGGACACUGAAUGUGUAGUGAAUGGUGUGAAAGUUGUUUUGCUUGAUGCCAAUCACUGUCCAGGUGCCGCCAUGAUCCUUUUUCAUCUUCCUAAUGGUACUGUCAUGUUGCACACUGGAGACUUCCGGGCAAACCCCAGCAUGGAACGUUCUCUUCUUGCGGGCCAGAAAGUCCACGUGCUGUACUUGGACACCACGUAUUGCAGCCCAGAAUAUACCUUUCCAUCUCAGCAAGAGGUUAUCCAGUUCGCCAUCAACACUGCCUUUGAGGCUGUAACGCUGAACCCACGUGCUCUCGUUGUCUGUGGCACCUAUUCUAUUGGAAAAGAGAAAGUCUUCCUAGCCAUUGCUGACGUUUUAGGUUCAAAAGUGGGUAUGUCCCAAGAGAAAUAUAAAACAUUACGGUGCCUCAAUAUACCGGAAAUUAAUUCCCUCAUCACUACAGAUAUGUGCAAUUCAUUGGUUCACCUUCUCCCAAUGAUGCAAAUUAACUUCAAGGGAUUACAGAGUCAUUUGAAGAAGUUUGGUGGGAAAUAUGAUGAGAUUUUGGCGUUUCGACCGACGGGAUGGACUCAUUCUGACAAGCUAACAACUAUGGCUGAUGUUAUUCCCCAGACCAAAGGAAAUAUUUCAAUAUAUGGAAUUCCUUAUAGUGAGCACAGCAGCUUCCUAGAAAUGAAACGCUUUGUCCAGUGGCUGAAACCCCAGAAAAUCAUACCUACCGUAAAUGUUGGCACUUGGAAGUCUAGGAGCAGAAUGGACAAGUAUUUUAAAGAGUGGAAAUUGGAAGCUGGAUAUUGAUGAUUCCAUGGAGGACUCAAUUGUAGCUAAGUACUUUAGGUGUGGCUCGUUAGUAGCGGUAUCUAUAGGGAUAUGAAAUACACUUUAUGUGAAAAACCUCAUGAAAAUCACCAUAUAGUUUUUAUUUUCUCAUUUAUGUUCGAACAACAUGUUCAUGGUGCUGAAUGCCCCUCAUCAUCCUCAAAGAACUGAGACUGGGAUCUCAUUACUACCCAUGACGGUGGAUGCAGCUGUAUUCUGCGCAGAGCUGUAAGGGAGGAAGCAAAGGCAAGUUCAGGGACCAAAAGGAUUCAUGACAAUGGAUAAACUAGAUGGACAGCAUAAUAUAUAAUUAUGUAUCUUUAAAAUUAUGAGAUUAAACUUUUAUAUAUACAUACUUAAAUAAAAGUUAAUAUGAGCUUUUC
Messenger RNA from Oryctolagus cuniculus (rabbit), 4206 nucleotides. The record is from RefSeq and is a predicted model, not a curated record. NCBI's taxonomy places the organism in Eukaryota, Metazoa, Chordata, Mammalia, Lagomorpha, Leporidae.